GGCGACGGGGAGAGCGUCCAACUUGCGAUGGCUGAAUACGUAUAUAGAUAGGCGCGCUCAGCGGCAGGCCUGCCAGCAUCCAGACAUUCAGAUAUCGUGGUCCCUGCGGAGGACUCGGGUGCUCCCAUCAUGUCACCGCUGCUGCUACUCGUUCUGGCCUUCGCGUCGGCCGUUCUCACGGGUUCGGUGCAGGCAAAUCAGCACGCUUGGGGAGCUGAUCCGGUCGCCGGUGGCGCGUCGCAGUUGGACGAGGAGUUUCCCGAACCGGGUGAAGAGGAGCCGGCUAACAAGACGUUGAUCUGGCCCAGCAACACCCGCUGGUGUCAAUGCGUCGGCAACGAGUGUGGCUGCUGCUUCAACAUGUCUGCGCCACGCUUCGGCAUCAAGGACAAAGCCUGCACCAACCUGACAUACUACCCCGACCAGUACGCCCUGAGCUUCACCAUCUCAAUCGACGACAACGUUGUCCUGAAUCGAACUGUGUCAGGCCGCGAUCCGCCGCCCAUCUGCUGGCCCGAGCAGCUGGCACAGCUGUGCGUCCGCUUCUACAACAUGACCUAUCAUCGGGCGGAGGUGGACGGCUGCGUGCGGCUCGAGGGCGUCAUCGCACACGAGGUCAUCGUCAGCUACAACGUCGGCUGCUACGUGCUCGAAGACGAUGCCGUCAAGACGCGCAUCUCGGGGCUCCGUCGAUUGCUUGUUGACGCAAUCCGCCGCCGUAAGCGCCCGGAUCUCUGGCCAGAGGGCGUCAACGACGUUGGCGACAAGAGGGAGAGAUGAUGUGCUCCUUGUUA
Rhipicephalus sanguineus (brown dog tick) is the source of this 794-nucleotide messenger RNA. RefSeq lists its product as uncharacterized. The coding region runs from base 130 to 780 and encodes 216 amino acids. The transcript has 4 exons. The record is from RefSeq and is a predicted model, not a curated record. NCBI's taxonomy places the organism in Eukaryota, Metazoa, Arthropoda, Arachnida, Ixodida, Ixodidae.